Messenger RNA from Cordyceps fumosorosea ARSEF 2679, 909 nucleotides. RefSeq lists its product as hypothetical. The record is from RefSeq and is a predicted model, not a curated record. The transcript has 4 exons. NCBI's taxonomy places the organism in Eukaryota, Fungi, Ascomycota, Sordariomycetes, Hypocreales, Cordycipitaceae. Bases 1 to 909 code for a protein of 302 amino acids.
AUGAAACCCAUCAUCGCAUUCGCCCAGCACGGCGGUUACUUUAUCAGUGGGCCAGGAUAUCGGCGCAUACAUAACCUGCCGGAUUGGUUCAAAGAAACCAUGAGCAAAGCCCUUGAAGUCUACUGUGUGGCAUUUGGUCCUGGAGAUGCCGCGGUGGUUACGUACCUUGAUGCCCAGACUGGGUGUGUACAGUUGAGGAUCAAAAACAUUGCCUCAAUGCGCGGCCUUGCCGAGUACCUUCUUGACCGCAAUCCUCACACAGAAUAUAAGCGACAUCUGCGCCAUCUCCAAGUUUCGUUUAGCGGACGGGGUGGUUCAUACUGGGCUAGUGAUGGACAAACUAGCAUAUACCGUGAGCUUCCAGAGCAGCUGGAGCUAGACUUGCGCAUGCUGCAAACAGAGAGAGGAGCUUGGCGCGACAGCACCCGAUGCGUUGUACUAGGUGCAGGGGGGAACUACGUACUCCUUACCGGACGUGGUGCCUCUUCGUGCCAACUUGGAAGUUAUCCUGGUGUAUUCCAUACUAUGAACGCAGUUGAUUCAGCUCCAACGGGUAUUGGGAGUAUCUGGGGCAUUCAUCUUGACUCUUUCCGAGGGUCUUCCGUGGUUCAAUGUUCGGACGGCAGCCUUCACGGAUUCGAUCUCAGUCCAGAGGCAAGGAGAGACAUUGCGCAGAUAAACCGCCAAGUCCACGCCGCCCAAGCUGCCUAUUGCAUGGCCCAGGAGCAGCUCAGGCAGGAUCUCUUCCAAGCACAGGUCAUGCAACAGGCCAUGUUUGUCCAGGAGGAGGCUGCCUUGAAGCACAUGUUUCGCAAGCAGCUCGAAAACCAGCAGUGGUGUGCAGAGAUGAGCGCGCGCGCUGGUGGAGUGAAAUGGGUAGAGGGAGAUGGAUAUGGGAGACCGAAGUAG